Molecule: messenger RNA, 1368 nt
Organism: Lachancea mirantina
Lineage: Eukaryota; Fungi; Ascomycota; Saccharomycetes; Saccharomycetales; Saccharomycetaceae
Source: the annotation of a GenBank genome assembly
AUGCGCAUCCUACUGCCGUUGGAUAAGGCAGGACAUAGCGAUGUCGGCAAACUUUCGGCUUCGGCGUCCGAGCGACAACUCGUCAUCUUCGAUGAAGAUCUUCGCAUCUUCCUACAUGGUAAACAAAAUGAGACCACGGAUCGAAUAACGAUAUAUAUCAACGAUGCUACGGUGUUCCAGUGUAGGAACUGCGACAAUGCGCUCAAACUAGUUGGAACCGGGCUUUGGGAACUUCACAAGGCCUUAAUCAAAGAUAAAGUUUUCUCGUCUAAUCUCGUUAUGAACAACGGUCACAAGAAUGUUAUCAAGAUUGUCGUUCAAUGGCAUUCGAGCAGUCUCAGUGUUAAUAGCAGUACCUUCUCUCAAGAUGACGAUUAUUUACCCAGUUUUGUUGCGCUCACCAACGCCUCGCCGGUACGAGCUUUACCGAAAGACGAGUUCAUCAAAGAGAGUCUUACGACAGAACUGAGCUAUCCCAUAUAUGCAUUGCUCAACGUGCGACUUAAGAAUGCCGCUAUUUCGUCCAAACAGCAGCUUUUUUCGUCGCUCGACUUUCAGGGCUCCAAGUCUUGCGAAACCGUCGCGCAGAAACACGCCUUGUCUGAGGUAAAGCUAAGCAUCGACUUCAUUAAGUAUGAAUUAGUCGACAAUUUCUUCACGAAAGAGCUUCCUCCGCUAUGCCCAGUGGCAUUCCCAUUGGAGAUUCGCCGUUGGGAUGGUUUUAGCAUCAACUACUGUCUUCCCCAGACCAAAAGUUUCGACACACACCGCGUGAAAAUACAGCUGGGCUACAGGGUUUCGGUCGAACCUCACGUCUUCUCAAUCCAUACCUGCUGGGAAACCGAAGUCGCGCCGAAAAAGAACGCUGCGCCCGCGGUUUUCCCGUCGCAGCCUCCCUCGGUCGCGUGCACGCCGGUUUUCUCUUCGAUUCCCAAAUUCACAGGCUCCAGUUCCACGCUUGUUCCGUCUCGCCUUGCCAGCGUCAAGUUUAAGUUCCUGUGCACAACCGUUGUGAGCGUACGAAAUUCAAACUUUACGCUUUCGCUGCAGAUAAUGAACUCUUCCAAUUUCCCGCUGGACAUGGUCGUUUACCAGACAAACGUUUCGGCUCGACCUCAAGGCCAAUUAACGCUGGAAAAAGAAUAUCGUCUUUACAAAAAAUGGACCAAAGUCGGCGAAAGUCUCAUUUUAAUAUCAAAUGACUACAAGGUGCCCGUCAUACAGCCAUCUGAAACGUUUUGCUUGGACCUGAACUUCCUUUCACUUGCCUCUGGAUUUUUCCAGACCAUUCCAGGGCUCAAAAUUCUGGACUUGAAUUCACAAGAGAUCGUCAACAUUGGUGGUGCGUUGAGCAUUUUGAUAAAAUAA